Molecule: messenger RNA, 686 nt
Organism: Raphanus sativus (radish)
Lineage: Eukaryota; Viridiplantae; Streptophyta; Magnoliopsida; Brassicales; Brassicaceae
Product: oleosin
Exons: 1
Coding region: 46-531 (161 amino acids)
Biological process (GO): lipid storage
Cellular component (GO): monolayer-surrounded lipid storage body; membrane
Source: RefSeq, a predicted model, not a curated record
UCUUUCAAUCUUGUUAUCUCAUCCCUCUCUCUUGCUAUCUCGUUUAUGGCUAGCGACAUCCAACACAGACCCAUGUACGGCUCAACCACCGUGCCUCGCAGCACCAACAUUAACCAUCCAGUAGCAUCCUUCCUCCGUCAGCUACAAUCAAAAGCUCCUAAUCACUCUGGCCAACUCUUCGGCCUCCUUGCAUUCUUCAUCUCCGGAGGAAUACUCCUCCUACUCACCGGAAUCACCGUCACAGCUUUCGUCCUCGGAUUCAUCGCUUUCCUUCCAAUCAUCAUCAUCUCAAGCCCUAUAUGGAUCCCUUUGUUCCUCCUCGUUACCGGAUUCUUGUCCCUCGCUGGAAUGGUAUUCGGUACGGCGGCUUUGAUCUCGUGGACGUAUAGGUAUUUUAAAGGCAUGCACCCUGUCGGGUCAGAUCAAGUGGAUUAUGCUCGGAGUCGGAUCUUUGACACGGCUGCUCAUGUCAAAGACUAUGCUGGUGGAUACUUCCAUGGCAAGCAGAAAGAUGUAGCACCUGGUGCAUGAAAAGCUUUACCCGUAUACAGUUUGGUUUCAUGUAGAAAUUACUUUUCUGUUUUUAUUUUUAUGUUGUUUUAGUUUUGUUCCGUCUCUUUUGGUAUGAUCAUCAAUGAUGUAUACUGAGAUCAAUUUAAGCUUUGAAAUUCAGCUUUAAGUUGUCU